Effrenium voratum is the source of this 1913-nucleotide messenger RNA. The record is from the annotation of a GenBank genome assembly. NCBI's taxonomy places the organism in Eukaryota, Dinophyceae, Suessiales, Symbiodiniaceae.
AUGGCCCGUAAGCGGGACCCUCUCUGGCGCGACUGGGCGGUAUGGGCUCCCUUGCUGGCUGCUCUGGCACAGCUCCUGCUAGGGGGAGCCAGCCGAGAGGAGCUGGCGGGUGUGGGCUCCAGCCUCCAGGCUUUGCUCCAGGAGCUGCAGGAGGUGCGGCGGGAGCUGAGCCUCAGAAAGCCGCGGCACGCCUUUCCCGAGGAGUCCGAAGAGGCCGAAGACGAGGUUGCCGAGGUUGAGACGGAGCCCGACGCCGUGCCGACUCCGCCCGCACCGGCGCCGCACUGGCCGGCCAUCCGGCCGCCUCCGCUGAACACCGACUCAGGCAGAGACGUGAUCUCCACAGACUGCUUCGACGUGUUCUCCACGGGCCUGUCGUUGGAGUGCCCUGGCAUGCGCCCACAGCACUGCACUUCGGGAGCCUCCGCGCCGGCGAUCCGGGCCAUGUGCCCGCGAAGCUGCAACAGCACUUGCGAGGGCUGCAAAGAUUUGGCCUUCACGACAUUUCAGGAGUCCGACGGGUCCAUGUCUAGCUGCCGACAGCUGCAGCCCAACUGCAAGGACCACGAGUCCGGGGAGCGCGUGCGCCGAAUUUGCCCGGUCACCUGUGGCCUGUGCCCGGGUGCGCCGCUCAGCGUUCCGCCUGCCUCUGAGCAGGCCCUUUUCCGGUUGCUGCGGAAUCGCAGCUCCAGGCUGGAAGCUGAGCUCGCCAGAGGCGGACCGCCGAGGCCGGAGGAUGUGCAGAUCCCUCAGAUCUUGCACCAAACCUGGAAGACUGACCAGAUUCCCGUGAAAUACCGGGACGAGAUCGCCUCCUGGCGACGGCUGCAUCCCCACUGGCGCUUUGAGUUCUGGGAUGAUGCACGUAGCGCCCAGCUGAUGUGGGAGGUCUUCCCAGAGCACGCGCGCGCCUUCGAAGAGAUGUCCGGCAUCAAGCGGGCGGAUGUGGCGCGAAUUGUGGCGCUCUAUGCGAUGGGCGGCGUCUACGCGGACAUCGACGUGGCAGCCACCAGGUCCUUCGACCCGCUGCUGGCGGCGGCUGCGCGGGCCCGGCAGGGGGUGCUGCUUGGGGAGGAGAAUAUUGUCCACACAGUUCUCCUGGAAAAGAGGCUGUGGGGACGGCUGGUGAGCAACGCUGUGAUGGCCGCAGUACCGAGGCAUCCCUUCUGGUUGGAGGUGCUACGGGAGAUCUUUCAGCGCAGCUGCGGCACGGACCCGGUGCAGUGCACGGGCCCUCGCCUGCUGGACGCCGUGAGCCUCAGAUUUCUGCGGGGCGGAGGCUCCUUGAGCGCUGUGGCGCGCCUGCCCUUCGACUACUUCUCCCCCCACCUGGCGCGGUGGAACGCUGGCGCAAUGACCACCUCCUGCCGGGAUCUGGCGGGAGACAUUGAGCCCCUCUUGCCGGAGCACCGAGAGGUGCUGCUCUUCGCUUGCAGAGGCCUGGAGCGGGCCUUGCAGAACGAUGCGGCCCUGCAGAGCGAAAGGACCUUCGCAGUGCACCGCUGGCAAUGCAGCUGGUGCCGAGAGGACGCCGCAAUGCAGGCAGCCAUGCCUUUGCGCGAGCUGCUCUUUCAGGUCGGCAACGAGAGCCGAAAGCGCCGCUCCCGCUUGGGGCCGACAUCGGCACAUCCCUUGCUGGACUUUCGCAAGAGGCUCCUGAGCAAAUGGCCCACCAUUCAGGAGGCCUUCGCGGCAAUCGACAGCUACUUGUCCAAGGUGACGCGACCCAUGAACCUGCAGGAGUGGGCUAACACUCUCUCCAAUCUAGGCCUUGCCAAUCUGCAAGAUGCUCGAGUGAUCUACGAGCUGCUGGAUGAGAACAAGGAUGGGGAGAUCACGCUGCAGGAAUUCCACUGGGGCAUCGAGACGGUUGCGCCGGUGACCUGCCUAGAGUCCCUUCGGAAGCGGUUGCU